Messenger RNA from Sarcophilus harrisii (Tasmanian devil), 963 nucleotides. RefSeq names its product olfactory receptor 8G1-like. The transcript has a single exon. Gene Ontology annotation, molecular function: odorant binding; olfactory receptor activity; G protein-coupled receptor activity. Lineage: Eukaryota; Metazoa; Chordata; Mammalia; Dasyuromorphia; Dasyuridae. The record is from RefSeq and is a predicted model, not a curated record. Gene Ontology annotation, cellular component: membrane. Bases 28 to 963 code for a protein of 311 amino acids. Gene Ontology annotation, biological process: sensory perception of smell; G protein-coupled receptor signaling pathway.
CCCAUUCCAACAGAGUGUACUUUUCAAAUGGACAGAGGAAAUAACUCUGCAGUGACAGAUUUCAUCCUUGAAGGACUAACACACAGGCCAGAACUCCAGAUUCCCCUUUUACUACUAUUUUUGAGCAUCUAUGUGGUGACCGUUGUGGGGAACUUGGGCAUGAUAACAUUAAUUGGAGUCACUUCUCACCUCCACACUCCCAUGUAUUAUUUACUCAGUAGUUUGUCUUUCAUUGAUUUCUGUCAUUCUACUGUAAUUACUCCCAAAAUGUUGGUAAAUUUUGUGUCAGAGAAAAACACUAUCUCCUACAAUGAGUGUAUGACUCAGCUCUAUUUCUUUAUCAUUUUUAUAAUUGCUGAGUGUCAUAUGUUAGCAGCUAUGGCAUAUGAUCGUUAUGUUGCCAUAUGUAGGCCCCUGCUAUAUAAUGUCAUUAUGUCCCAUCAGGUGUGCAUUUGGCUGGCAGGUGGUGUAUUCUUUUUGAGCUUCGUUGGUGCUACAAUUCACACAGGAUGUAUGCUUAGACUGUUCUUCUGUAAGGACAAUGUCAUCAACCAUUACUUCUGUGAUCUCAAUGCCCUCCUGAAGCUUUCUUGCUCGAAUACCUAUAUUAAUGAAAUGUUGGUUGUUUGCUUCAGUGCAUUUAACAUCCUCACCCCAACUCUGACCAUUCUUAGCUCUUACAUCUUCAUUAUUGCUAGCAUUCUCCACAUUCGUUCCACCGAAGGGAGAUCCAAGGCUUUCAGUACCUGCAGCUCUCACAUGGCAGCUGUUUCUAUCUUCUUUGGCUCAGCUGCCUUCAUGUAUCUGCAGCCUUCUUCAGUCACCUCAAUGGAACAAGGGAAAAUGUCGUCUGUGUUUUACACAAUCCUUGUCCCCAUGUUGAAUCCCCUGAUCUACAGCCUGAGGAACAAGGAUGUGAAAGUUGCCAUGAAGAAAUUAAUGGAGAGGAGAAUGUUCUGGUGA